AAACUUGAAGCACCUCAGCUUCUCUUUAAAAGAUAUAGCAAAAGAUUGGAAAUAUCAGAGGGAAUAAAAUGUCUUCCUGGUCUGCUGAGAAUGCCACGAAAGCUUAUCUCACAACUUUGAAAAUGGGGCAAAAGGCUAAGGAACCAGACGUAGCUGAGUUUAUUUCAGCGCUAGCAGCAGGCAACAACGCACAGCUGAUGGUUGUGGCCUGUGCUGGUGCUGCGGACUCCACCACGCUAGCCUUGGUCGCCGCUGCUCACCCAACUGGUGGCCGUGUAGUUUGCAUCCUUCGUGGGCUUCAAGAGCUGCAUCUGUCCCAGGAAGUCCUAGGCCUUGAUGCAUGUCAUGUUGAAUUCGUUAUAGGGGAAGCUCAAAAGCUAGUCUUAACCCAAUAUAGGGAUGCAGAUUUUGUGCUUCUUGACUGCAAUCUUGAGAAUCAUGGAGGAAUUCUCAAGGCAUUGCAAGUGGUAAGGAAGCAAAGGGAUGUGGUGGUUGUGGGAUAUAAUGCAUUCUGCAAGGAGUCUUGGUGGUCUGGGGGAUCAAGAACUCAGUUGUUGCCCAUUGGAGAAGGGUUGCUGCUGACCAGAAUUGCUGCAAAUGCCAAAAGUGCCGUCAGUGGCUGUGGAAUUGGGAAGAGUCACUGGGUUGUUAAGGUUGAUAAAUUCACAGGUGAAGAGCACGUUUUCAGAGUUAGAUUUCCACAAGGAGCUUAAAGCUUCUGUUUCUUUGCUCCCUUGAUUUGGUUGGCAUAGGAGAAGACUCAUUGCCUCCAUUUUCUUCCCACCAGAACUAAUGGAGCAUAAAUUUAGUUGUAUUACAGUGCAUUAGGAGCCUGUUCUUAAAAAGCUCUGAA
Messenger RNA from Juglans regia (Persian walnut), 853 nucleotides. RefSeq lists its product as uncharacterized. The record is from RefSeq and is a predicted model, not a curated record. NCBI's taxonomy places the organism in Eukaryota, Viridiplantae, Streptophyta, Magnoliopsida, Fagales, Juglandaceae. The transcript has 2 exons. Bases 69 to 713 code for a protein of 214 amino acids.